Messenger RNA from Penaeus vannamei (Pacific white shrimp), 729 nucleotides. RefSeq lists its product as uncharacterized. NCBI's taxonomy places the organism in Eukaryota, Metazoa, Arthropoda, Malacostraca, Decapoda, Penaeidae. The record is from RefSeq and is a predicted model, not a curated record.
AUGAUGCUUAUCAAUAAGUAACUUGCUUGUGUGGAGUGUGGUUUUGUUAAAGGAAAAACAACAUUUCUAUAUUCCUAUUCCUAUUUAAAACACCUAUUUAUAUGAAAAACUAGUGCCAAAAAAUUAUUGUCCCUAUCAAGGAGAAUAUAUAAAAAGGUAGUGGGAAGUGCAUGUAAAGAUGUCAGAGCAGGCACAAAUGCCUUGUACUCAAACCAUGUAUGAACACUCUGAAGAUGACUAUGAGGAAGAUGAAAUUACAACCCUCAUUCCUGAUGCAGAAAAGACUCUCUCACGAGUUGGCAACAAUGACUGGUGUUUGUGUGGCAGCUGUGCAAGGAUGGAGAUUGAAGCAGAGUCAAUAUGUUGCCAGGAACAACCACCUGUAUUACUCAGACUAAUGCAAUGGAAUCAGCAAGGCUCCUGUGUGGUGCAGCACCCUUUCUUUGUCUCUGUAUGCCUCAACCCAUAUGCUCUUCAGACUAUCUACAGCAGGGAUAAGAAACUCUUUGGUUCACUCUUCAAUAAACCUCUGCAUGAGAAAUACCAGAUCACAGCCUAUCGCACAUUCAAUGACUACUUUUUCAACAGUUUAAGAGGCAGCAUGACAAUUCCUCUACCCAGCUGUGUCCUUAAUACAAUCAGAAAGGCUUUCCCAAAGGAUGCUGCCAUUGGCAGCUUUCCUGGAUACUGUGAAUUGUAGUCAUGAAUAUAAAUAAACCAAUAUUUUUC